Messenger RNA from Salvia splendens (bonfire salvia), 429 nucleotides. Its product is annotated as acidic leucine-rich nuclear phosphoprotein 32 family member B-like. The transcript has 2 exons. The record is from RefSeq and is a predicted model, not a curated record. Lineage: Eukaryota; Viridiplantae; Streptophyta; Magnoliopsida; Lamiales; Lamiaceae. Bases 1 to 429 code for a protein of 142 amino acids.
AUGGUCACGCCUAUAGUUCCACCCGCUAAUACAGGGGAUAAAGGAGUAGAGAUAUGGGAAGGGGAUAGGGAAGGGAUUGAUGGGGAUGAGGGUAGUGGUGAUAGGACUGAUGAGGGUAGUGGUGAUAGGACUAGUGAGGGUGUUGAGAGUGGUGAACACAGUAAGGAUGUUGAGGAAGAAAUCCUUGAUGAUGAGGAUGUUGAGGGAGAAAUCCAGGAGGAGUCGAAGGCUGAUGAAAGAGAAGAUGAGAUCGUUCAGGGAGACAAUGACGAAGAAGAUGGGACUGAGAAGGUCGAUAUGGAUGUAGACAGACUCGAACUGUCCGAUACGCCUGAACUUAUUGAGGCGACCAAAUUCAUCGUAGUACCGGACGAGGGGCUAGAGUUGGGAGGACACACCGACCACUGCAAGGACAAAUCGACGGAAUAA